UCGUGGAUCGCUGCGCGCGCGUGACGGCCGAGAGCGGAGCGUGUUCCUGCCGCGGCCUGUGCUCGCUGUCAUGUGGGUUCUCACUGUGUCCCUGCUGCUGGUGGCGGCGUUCCUGUGGAUUCGAAGGCCGCAGCGACCGACCAACUUCCCGCCGGGUCCUCCAACAUUUCUCAUCUUUGGCAAUCUUUGGACGGUGAUUGGGUCGAUUCGGGGCAAGUUUCUGGCGAGCAUAAAUCAUUCCCGGCACGAGUUUGGAGAUAUUUUUGGCUUUGUGCUUCCAACUGGUGACAAGAUUGUGCACAUUUGCAAGUUUGAAGACAUUAAAGAGGCCUGUGCAAUGCACGAGCUGUCUGGAAGACCGAAGAGCUUUGCUCUGCUAGUCCGCAGCUUCCAACAAAAGCUUGGUGUCAUUUUCAGCGAAGGCCCUGCCUGGGUAGAGCACAGACGCUUUGCUUUGAGGCACCUUAGGGACCUGGGCUUCGGGAAAAACUCCAUGGAGUCGACAGUUUUGAGCGAAUUCGAAGAGCUCUCCCAAGAGAUGAAGCGUGAAAUUGACUCACCGAUGAAGGUAAACUUCCGCUUCAACCUGACGGUGCUCAACAUACUCUGGAGACUGGUCGCCGACAAGCGGCUGGAGAGUAGUGAUCCCAAGGCCCAACACUACAUCGCGACGGUCAACGAAUUCUUCGCUUCCAUCGGUCCGGGUAGCCCGAUGAACCUGGCGCCGUGGUUGCGUCACAUCGCCCCCGAGUGGAGCGGCUACGCGCCGCUCAUUCGACAUCGCGAGACCACGAUUGGCAUGUUCCACGAGGUGGUCCACGAGCAUCGGCAGACGCUGGACCGCUCCAGCCCCCGCGACUUCAUCGACCAGUUUCUGCUGGAGAUGGAGAAGCCAGACGCUGAGGCUCGCCUCUUCACCGAACGCAACCUGUCCAUCAUCGGCAUGGACUUGUUCAUCGCUGGCAUGGAGACGACGUCCACCUCUCUGAGCUGGGCGUUGCUCUUCAUGGUCAAGCAUCCGGAGGUGCAGAGUCGCGUGCAGCGCGAGAUCGACGCUGUUCUCGGCGCAAGUCCGCCGACCUACGGCGACCGCACGCGCAUGCCGUACACUGAAGCCACGCUGAUGGAG
Molecule: messenger RNA, 1129 nt
Organism: Pollicipes pollicipes
Lineage: Eukaryota; Metazoa; Arthropoda; Thecostraca; Pollicipedomorpha; Pollicipedidae
Product: methyl farnesoate epoxidase
Biological process (GO): xenobiotic metabolic process
Cellular component (GO): cytoplasm; intracellular membrane-bounded organelle
Molecular function (GO): iron ion binding; steroid hydroxylase activity; heme binding
Source: RefSeq, a predicted model, not a curated record